Molecule: messenger RNA, 1802 nt
Organism: Magnolia sinica
Lineage: Eukaryota; Viridiplantae; Streptophyta; Magnoliopsida; Magnoliales; Magnoliaceae
Product: protein BREVIS RADIX-like
Exons: 8
Coding region: 308-1408 (366 amino acids)
Source: RefSeq, a predicted model, not a curated record
UUUUUUUUUUUUUAAAACGUUUCGUUUGAUACGAAUAUCGGCGGAAAAACACAAAAUUAAGAGCUCUUGCAGAUCGUUAUAUGAAGUCCGAUUGUUUUCCCUCCCUGCUUUCAUCUCAGGUCGUUUUGAAGUCUUCUGGUUAGAUCGCUGUGUUUCCACCAUUCAAGAUUUUCCUUGUGUAGAAGAAGCGCUCUGCAAGCGUCAAAGGCAUCAUUUCCUUGCUGAGAAAGGAACGAAUUUCUGAUUUACUUGACUUCGAUUUUUAGAACAGGUAAGGCAGAAAAAAAGAAAGAAAGAAAAGGAGAAAAUGUUAACCUGUAUAGCCUGCUCGAAGCAGCUGGACGAAUCUGACGAUGGCGCGCGUGGUACUCCAAGUACGAAAGACGCCGUCAAAAGUCUGACCACCCAGAUCAAGGACAUGGCGUUGAAGUUCUCGGGCGCAUGCAAGCAGUCUAAACCUUGCACAGGUUCAAGCAGCAGCAGCAGCUACCGGAAAUCUGAUCGGCAAUACAGAGAUUUCGACAAUGCUUCGGAAGGGGUUCAUUACCCUUACAUGCGAGCCGAUAGCUCAAGUUCAACGCCUGCUUGGGAUUUCACCAGCUCCAAUCCGAACCACCCUACAUCAGGGCAUGACACGAGGCGUUUCAAGGGGAUCUCUAGUGGUGGAGACCGGACCCCUAGAGGAUUUGACACUGCCUCGACUGCGUCCUGUGAUGUGGUCCUGGUCGAUGAGGAUGCACCCAAGGAAUGGAUGGCGCAGGUUGAGCCUGGAGUUCAUAUCACAUUUGAAUCUCUUCCGCAGGGUGGGAAUGAUCUGAAGAGAAUCAGAUUCAGCCGUGAGAUGUUCAAUAAAUGGCAAGCACAGCGGUGGUGGGGUGAGAACUAUGAUCGGAUCAUGGAACUCUACAAUGUGCAGAAGUUUAGUCGUCAGGCUCUUCCCACUCCCCCAAGGUCCGAGGACGAGAGGGAGUCAUACUCUCGGAUUGGAUCUGCUAGGGAAAGCCCCAUAACUCCACCAUCAAACAGAGACCGAUCGCAUCGGAACUUUCACAGACCCACAACCGGGAAAGGGUAUUUUCCAUCAGAGCAUUCAGAGUAUGGUCAACACUACAGUUCCAUGCCGAGUGUUUCUGGCAUGGGUGGCAGAGGUGAGGCUGCAUCCAUGGAUGCGUCGAGGACUACAACUUCUUCCAGAGAGGAAGCUUCAAUCUCCAUCAGCAAUGCAAGCGAUCAGGAGACAGAGUGGGUGGAGCAGGAUGAGCCUGGGGUUUACAUCACCAUCAGAGCGUUGCCUGAUGGCACUAGGGAGCUCCGACGUGUCAGAUUCAGCCGAGAGAGGUUCGGAGAGGUGCACGCCAAGCUAUGGUGGGAAGAGAACAGGGAAAGGAUACAGGCCCAAUACCUAUAGUUCUUCCUCUCAAGCCUUGCCUUCUUCAAAAAGAAACCCAAAAAGGAAAAAGAAAAAAAAAAAGAAAAAAAAAAGGAAAGAAAGAAAGAAAGAAAGAAAGAAAUUCUUAAUGUUUUUUUUCUCCCCAGAUAGCUCACAGGUAUCUUUGAUUUUGCCAUUUAUAUUCAACUUAUAGAGCUCUUGCAUGUUAUUCUGUUACCGUAAAAUUUGUGGGCUUCCAUUUUUUUUCCCUGCUUGGGCUGCCUUGUUCGACUGUUUUUCUCGUGCUGAGGUCGUCGUGCUGAGGUCAUCAUUGGCUUUGAAUCCUUUGGUGAGUGCUAUCCAUCAUAUCUGUUUUAGUGCAUUGUAAAACUAUCUAUAUAUCCCAAUCAUUACAGGAUUCAAUUCGUUUAUA